AAACAACUGCUCUAAUAAUGAAAACCCAAGAAACAAGUCUCUUGAGAAGAACUCUGACAUGGUCCUCCAGCAACUCUCCACCAUUGAGUUUCCACAUGUGCCUGGCAGUUUGAAACGCGUGAAGAGGGAGUGGGUUAUUCCAGCAAUUAACUUUCCAGAAAAUGACAGGGGUCCAUAUCCAAAAGUCAUGGUGAAGAUUAAGUCUAGCAAUGAGGGAAAGGUGGCGAUAACCUACAGGAUCACCGGACCAGGGGUUGAUCAGCCCCCUGUGGGUGUUUUUACUAUUGAUCGGCGAUCCGGGGUGCUGUACGUGACCCAGCCACUGGACAGGGAGAAGAUGGCCAACUACAGUCUGUGGGCCCAUGCAAUGAAUGAGGGCAUUAAGGCUGAGGAGCCCAUGGAGCUAAUUAUCAACGUCAUUGACCAGAAUGACAAUGCGCCACAAUUCACUCAGAACCCUUUCUACGGCAGAGUGAGCGAAAGUGCUGAAGUUGAUGACCUUGUCAUAAAGGUAACAGCGAUGGAUAAAGAUGACCCCCAGACAAACAAUGCAAUAGUUAGAUAUCGGAUUAAGGCUCAGAUGCCUCAAAUGCCCACAGGGGAUAUUUUUACCAUAAACCCAGUAAGUGGAACGAUCAGUGUGGCAACAGGUGGACUGGACAGAGAGACUCUCCCAGAGUACAAGCUGACCAUUGAAGCUGCUGAUAUGGAGGGGGAGGGGCUAACGACCACCUGCAUUGUUAUCGUUAGCAUUACAGACAGCAACGAUAAUGCUCCACAAUUCACCGUCACAUCUAUAUCCACAUCGGUCCCUGAGAAUGAGGUUGGAGUGGAGGUAGUAAGGCUAAAGGUCACUGAUAAGGAUGAGUUAGGAUCUCCAAAUGCCAACACUAAAUAUUCAAUAAUCAAAGGCAACAAGGGGGGAGACUUCGACAUCACCACAGGCUCCAAUAAAAUGGAGGGAAUCCUCAAAACAGCCACGGAGCUGGAUUUUGAGAGCACUCCCGUCUUUACUCUGCUGGUGGUGGUGACAAACGAGGUGCCGUUUUCUGGGCCGGUGUCUACAUCGACAGCCACGGUCACCGUAACCGUUGAGGACAAGAAUGAGCCUCCUGUUUUCACUCCAGCGGAGAUCCAUGUCAGCGUCUCAGAGGAUGUGAAGAUAGGGAGUUCUGUGGCCGACCUUAGAGCUAAGGAUCCCGACACAGCCAGGAAACAGAGUGUUAGAUAUAAACUGCACAAUGACACUGCCAGGUGGCUGAGUAUUGAGAAAGACACAGGGUCAGUCAAAGUUAAAAGCAGCAUGGACAGAGAAUCCCACUAUGUCAAAGACAGCAAAUACACAGUCCUAAUUUUGGGUUACGACAAUGAUACAGUCUCAGCUACAGGAACAGGUACUCUGGUUGUGAGUUUAUUGGAUGUGAAUGACCAUCGUCCUGUGAUCAAGCAGAGGAAAGCUAGUCUAUGCAAUAAGGACCCUUUUCCUGCCCUGCUGGAUAUAGUGGACCUAGAUGGACCAGGUCAUGCUGGACCAUUUACCGUGGAGCUUCACGGAGAGCACAGGAUCAACUGGACUAUUAGCACCAAUUCCACAAGCAAUGUGGCAACCCUGGCCCCCAAACGGGAGUUGUCACCUGGGGACUAUUAUGUGCUCAUGCGUAUCUAUGAUGUUGGCACGCUCUACCAAGACAGCACACUGGAUGUAGAGGUGUGCCAAUGUCAAGGGGCUGUUUCCACCUGCUUUAUCUCCCAUUCUGACCCUCGUCUGCACAUUUCCUCUCUGGCAACCUCAGUUCUGGGGGCAGUUUUUGGUGUCCUGUUGCUGCUUCUGCUGCUUCUGUUGUUGAGAAAGGGGUGGAGGUCAGAGAAGGAUGACCCUCUUCUUGAAGACGUACCCAGAGACAACAUCUUUCACUAUGAUGAAGAGGGAGGAGGUGAAGAAGACCAGGAGUAUGACCUGAGCCAGCUUCACAGAGGGCUGGAUAACUGUCCUGAGGUCCUUUGCACUGAUGUGUCUCCUACUGUCCAGAGCCGCCCAUGCUACCGCCUACAACUCCAAGCCAAUGAGGAGAUUGGCAAAUUCAUUGAAGAUAACUUGCGUGCUGCAGACAGUGACCCCACAGCUCCUCCUUAUGACUCUCUCCUGGUGUUUGACUAUGAAGGUGUUGGCUCUGAGGCAGGUUCACUCGAUUCCAUCAACUCCUCAGACUCGGAUGAGGAUCAGGACUACCAGAGCCUGGCCCACUGGGGGCCACUUUUCAACAGGUUGGCUGACAUGUACACAGGUGGGAUCGAGGAGGACAAAGACACAGAAACAUUGCCGGGAAAAACAGAAUGGGUCUGACAUGCCCAUGUGUAUUUAAAGAACCUUUGUAAUUUGUGUCUGUCUGCCCAAGUUCCUCAGAGUGGAGCGCACUCUCUGUUCAUGCGUCAUUCUUAGCUUUCCUGGUUUGUUUAUUACAAUAGGUUGUUUCUGGAAUCUGUGGGUAAAUAAUGAAAUGUACAAACUAAAUAAUAUUUUAACAGUAUGUGUGUCCUGAGCUUACUGUGAUGAUGUCGUGUUAGGAAAAUUGUUUCACUUGUUUCAUGCCAAAACCUCACUGGACAAAUAAAAGUAAACAUCAUUUACUCUGUAUUGAGCGACACCUUUAAUCACAAGAGCUAGCGGAUUUCUAAUUCAUGGAUUUUUUAAAAGCUGAUUUAAGUAAAUGUAAAGGUGAGAAAUAUUUGAAAAAGUGAGUUUGGACAGCAUGAGGAGUUGGCAGUUCACUGCACUGGCACGGCACCAACAUCUCCACCUGAUCAUCUGUGAAGACAUGAUGUCAAAGAUAAGAUACAGUGAUGCAGUAGAUACAGUAUCUUUGGUAUGUAUGUACC
This is a messenger RNA of Xiphias gladius (swordfish), 2877 nucleotides long. Its product is annotated as B-cadherin-like. The transcript has 14 exons. Gene Ontology annotation, cellular component: plasma membrane; catenin complex; cytoplasm. Lineage: Eukaryota; Metazoa; Chordata; Actinopteri; Istiophoriformes; Xiphiidae. The coding region runs from base 59 to 2344 and encodes 761 amino acids. Gene Ontology annotation, molecular function: cadherin binding; calcium ion binding. The record is from RefSeq and is a predicted model, not a curated record. Gene Ontology annotation, biological process: cell morphogenesis; multicellular organism development; homophilic cell-cell adhesion.